AAAAAUAUUGAUGAAGAUCAGUAGCCCAUCCUUCCUCAAUAGCCAUCGGCUACGUUCGACUCUAUCCUAGUCUCUUGGUCUAAUAUGAUCUAUAUAAACCCUAGUUUUUCGCAGCACUUGUACUCUAAGCAAAUAAAUUCCACGUCCAAGCAGAUAAACAUCACAACAACAACUUUACAAUUGUUACUGAGUUCUGAUGGCUGCUCUCAAAUUUGCAAGCGUGGUUGCGGUCAUGUGCAUGGUGCUAGUGACUGCACCCUUCACACAAUCUAUCACGUGCGGCCAAGUAGCCCGUGCCAUAUCCCCAUGCCUCGGUUACCUUCGGGGUCCUGGUGGAGUGCCACCGCCGCAGUGCUGCGAAGGAGUGAGGAGCCUCAACACCGCUGCGAGAACCACCGCCGACCGCCGGACCGCGUGCAAUUGCCUGAAAUCCUCUGCUGGUUCCAUUUCUCGGCUUAAUUUCAAUACCGCAGCUUCACUCCCAGGAAGAUGUAGAGUGAGGAUCCCCUACCAGAUUAGCCGUUCCACCAACUGCAACGGGAUCAGGUGAUGGCUAAUUGAUCCGGAGAAGAAAAAAAGUGGAAGGUGUAUGUAUGUACUAUAUCUGAUGAUUGUGUUGAAGAACUAAAUAAAUCAAAGGGUGAUGAACACUUAUGUGAGUGUUCUUUGUAUCAUUAUGUAUAAGUUCAAACUUUGUUCUAGUUAUGUUAUCGCGUUCACUGAAAUUUGUCCAUGUUGUUUUUGGGGCAUUAAUAAUGGCAACUAUGUGUUUUUUUUUUUCA
Molecule: messenger RNA, 782 nt
Organism: Vigna angularis (adzuki bean)
Lineage: Eukaryota; Viridiplantae; Streptophyta; Magnoliopsida; Fabales; Fabaceae
Product: non-specific lipid-transfer protein 1
Exons: 2
Coding region: 197-550 (117 amino acids)
Biological process (GO): lipid transport
Cellular component (GO): membrane
Molecular function (GO): lipid binding
Source: RefSeq, a predicted model, not a curated record